CACCGGGGUCCAGGAAAGCCGGAAGCGAAGGGAAUCCUGUCACAGGUGAUUCGCCGGUGGACCCGGAAGUCGGUGACAGAACCGGAGCCAUGAAGCGGGACGUGAGGAUCCUCCUGUUGGGGGAGGCUCAGGUUGGGAAGACGUCCCUAAUUAUGGCUCUGGUGGGAGAGGAGUUUCCUGAUGAGGUUCCUUCCCGAGCAGAAGAAAUUACGAUUCCAGCAGAUGUGACGCCAGAGCGUGUCCCCACUCACAUAGUUGAUUUCUCCGAAGUGGAACAGACAGAAGAUGAACUUGGGGAAGAGAUAGCAAAGGCAAAUGUCGUUUGCAUAGUGUAUGAUGUGACCGAAUUAAACACCAUUGAAAAGAUUGCUUCUAAAUGGAUACCAUUGGUAAACGGCAACGUGGAACGAAGUUCACGACUUCCCAUAAUCCUAGUGGGAAACAAAUCAGACCUGCAGUGUGGAAGUUCCAUGGAGUCGAUUCUGCCCAUUAUGAACCAGUUCUCUGAAAUUGAGACCUGUGUAGAGUGUUCAGCAAAGAACUUGAAAAAAUAUCAGAGGUUUUUUUAUUAUGCCCAAAGCGUACUGCAUCCCACAGCUCCGUUAUACGACCCUGAGGAAAAGCAGUUGAGACCGCAGUGCAGGAAGGCUUUGACUCGAAUCUUCACCAUAUCUGAUCAAGAUAACAACCAAAUUUUGAGUGACGAAGAACUCAACUAUUUCAGUCGUUCCUGUUUUGGAAACCCUCUGGCACCUCAAGCACUAGAAGAUGUUAAAAUGGUGGUGAGGAAGAAUACAGCAGAUGGCGUACAGGAAAAUGGUCUGACACUAAACGGCUUCCUUUUCCUCAACACCCUUUUUAUCCAGCGUGGGCGACACGAAACCACGUGGACAAUCCUGAGGCGGUUUGGAUAUGAUGAUUCUCUGGAACUUACAGAUGACUACCUCUACCCCCCGCUGCGUGUUCCUCACAACUCAUCCACUGAAUUGAAUCAUUUCGGCUACCAGUUCCUUCAGAAGACAUUUGAAAAACAUGACCAGGAUUGUGAUAGUGCCCUCAGUGCGUCAGAGUUGCAGAGUUAUUUCAGCGUGUUUCCUUACACUCCUUGGGGUCCUGAGCUAUAUAAUACUGUGUGCAUGUCUGAAAAAGGGCUGCUACCCCUGCACGGAUAUCUCUGCCAGUGGACGUUGGUAGCGUAUUUGGAUGUACAUCGCUGUCUGGAACAUCUUGGUUACCUUGGAUACCCUAUCUUAUGUGAGCAGGACAGCCAGACUUUGGCCAUCACAGUAACCCGUGAGAAGAGGAUAGACCUAGAGAAGGGGCAGACUCAGAGGAACGUUUUCAUAUGCAAAGUUAUUGGCCCCCGAGGAACGGGUAAAUCAGCCUUCCUCCGAGCUUUCCUGGGACAGAGUCUCGAGGAACAACUGCAGGUACCUAAGGACCCUUCAUUUUAUUCCAUAAACACAGUUUUGGUUGGAGGUCAAGAAAAGUACCUUAUUCUGUUUGAGGUUGAUGUGGAUACGGAAUUCCUAAAGGCAUCAGAUGCUGGCUGUGAUGUGGCCUGUUUAAUGUAUGACGUGAGCGAUCCCAAAUCCUUUAAUUACUGCGCUAGCAUCUACAAGCAGCACUACAUGGAGAGUCAGACCCCAUGCCUGUUUGUAGGUUGUAAGAGUGACCUGGGCGAGGUAAAGCAGCAGCAUGGAAUCUCCCCAGCAGAAUUCUGCCACAAGCACCGCUUGCCACCUCCGUACCACUUCACUUGCCAAGGGAACGUAGACAAAGCCAUCUACUGCAAGCUUGCAACAGCCGCUGCCUUCCCUCACCUCCAUGAUACAGAACUCAGCACUGCAUCUUUCUGGCUGCGAGUGGCAUUAGGAGCUACAGUUGCUGCCGUUGUGGGAUUUACACUUUACAAAGCGCUGCUACGAAGCAAAUAACCUUUGGUGGUUCAUCUCACCUCAGAAACUCACAACACACUCAAAAACUCUUAAACUGCUCCCCUGCCCUCCAGUACUAAUCACUGUGACGGAAUAUACAAAAUGGGGGGGCGCAUUCAGUAUCUAAUUCUUUUUGACUGACUUAUGCCUGUACUUCUGAGUUUGAAUUACAUUCUGAACGCCCCUGCUGUCUUCCUAAAAGACUUCUUAUGUUUUAAAUCAUUCUGCCUUUUUUUCGUUGCACCAGGAGAAACUUUAAUUUCUUUUACUUUGCUUUUAAUUGUUCCUUUUCUGUGUUAUCUCCACAUUAGUGGAGAAUGUGACAUAGGACCAAAGUGAACCAACAUAAUAUUUUGUUUGGGUUUUAUGUUUCCAAUUUCUGCUUUCUUUAAAAAACUGUGCUAUAACAGUAUGCACCCCUUAAUCUCAAACCCCUGUUAGAUGAACAGGAUUAUCCCAUUUAUAAUAAUGCCACCAGCAAUUUAAAGGGACACUGAACCCAAAAAAUUUUAUUUUGUGAUUCAGAUAGAGCAUGCAAUUUUAAGAAACUUUCUAAUUUACUCCUAUUAUCAAUUUUUCUUCGUUCUCUAGCUUUCUUUAUUUGAAAAAGAAGGCAUGUAAGCUAUUUUUUUUGGUUCAGAACCAUGGAAAGCACUUGUUUAUUGGUGGGUGAAUUUAUCCACCAAUCAGCAAGAACAACACAGUGUGUGCACCAAAAAUGGUCCGGCAUCUAAACUUACAUUCUUGCAUUUAAAAUAAAGAUUCCAAGAGAAUGAAGAAAAUUUGAUAAUAGGAGUAAAUUAGAAAGUUGCUUAAAAUUGCAUGCUCUAUCUGAAUUACGAAAGAAAAAAUUUGUGUUCAGUGUCCCUUUAAGUUAGGCUAAAUCCAAUACUCACACACUAGCACAAUAUCUUGUGGAAGUAAUCCAUAAUUAGAGGAAUAUGAAACCCACAGGCAAUUUUAAGCAACUUUCUAAUUUACUCCUAUUAUAUUUUUUUUUUUCGUUCUCUUGUUAUGCUUUGUUGAAUGAUCAUCAAUGCUCUACUGGUUGCUGACUGAACACAUGGGUGAGCCAAUCACAAUCUGUAUAUAUAUGCAGCCACCAAUCAGCAGCUAGAACCUAGGUUCUUUGCUGCUUCUGAGCUUUCCCAGAUAAACCUUUCCGCAAAGGAUAACAAGAGAAGGAAGCAAAUUAAAUAAUAGAAGUAAAUUGGAAGGUUGUUUAAAAUUGUUUUCUCUAUCUGAAUCAUUAAAGAAGAAUUUUGGGUUUCAUGUCCCUUUAAAUACAAAACCAUAGUUUUUAUUUUUGUGAAAUGAGUUUCUGUUCUUGAAGUCUGUUCUCAGAUAACGUCUGUCACUUCUUAUUAUAUUUAGCUACUUACUAAAUGAAUAGAACUUAUUAGUAGCUUUCUUUACUGUUGGAAACACAGGCAUCAUCCAGAUAUACAGAGCUAUGCACAUUGUACUUGGCAGUACCUAUUUGUCAGCUCGGAGUCUUAUUACCACCAGUUCCAGUAACAGAGCUAUUUCACUGUUUAUCCCACCUAGGAUUUGCUGAAAUCUCUCCGGACGUGACAGCGCAAGUAUCUCUGACAGCAAUAGUAUUUUACCAUGUAGUUAAUUUCUAAAGCACGGAAGCGCAUAAGAGAAUAAAAGCUAUUCUUUGUCAUUCAUACUUACUGACUUUUGCCUAAACAUUGGGCCUGACAAACACUACCUAAAGUACACGGGAAACCUGCAGUUCAGCACUGACAAAGCUAUUUGCUUUAAAGGGAUAGUUUAGUCAAAAUUAAACUGUCAUGAUUCAGAUAGAUAAUGCAAUUUUAAGCAACUUUCUAAUUCACUCCUAUUCUCAAUUUUUCUUCAUUAUCUUGGUAUCUUUAAUUGAAAAAGCAGGAAUGUAAAGCAUAGGAACUGGUCCAUUUUUGGUUGCCACCAAUCAGCAAGCACUACCCAGGUGCUGAACAAAAAAUGGGCUGGCUCCUAAGCUUACUGUCAAAUAAAGAUACCAAGAGAACGAAGAAAAAUUAAUUUUGACUAGACUUUCCCUUUAAAUGUGAGUAAAAUUUCCAGUUUGCAUACUGGUAACUUUACAGUAUAUUUUAAAAAUAUUUCUCUCUCUGACUGGCAAAUUAAGGUAUUAAUGUACAUUGCACAUGAAUUGAACCUCAAAGUGUUGUAAUAUUUAUCAGAAAUGUAAACUAAAUUUGUUCUUUCUUUCAUAUUAAUUGGUUGUUUGGUUUUUAUAUUUUAUGUAUCAUGGAGGUUGCAAAGCAGUUGGGAUCAACUUUCCAGCUUCUUAGCCAUAUAUUUAAAAUACCUCUUGCAAAUCUACUAUCUCUGUUGUGGGAAACUGGAGUCUGAUUUACUAGCAAUUGCAUACGGCCUCUUCAUUUUCUGUUAUAAAUGACGUCACCAAUUCAAUGAGGCAUAUUCCAUGGAAUAAAAUGUAUAUACAUUAUAUUAGGUUUAUACUAUGUUUUUUUUUUUUUAAAGAUUUUCAAGUCUUUAAGUGAAUGGUAAAUGAUAUUUUAAAUCACCAACUGGAAAAAUGGCCAUUUAUAUCAGAAGGUGAAAUAAUAAGGUCUGCAACUGAAUCCUGUUUUUUUUAAUAUAUUGAUUAAUCAGAGUAAAAAUAAAGUACAUUUUUAUAAUUUCACAA
Bombina bombina (fire-bellied toad) is the source of this 4599-nucleotide messenger RNA. It is a transcript of the gene RHOT2, whose product is annotated as ras homolog family member T2. The record is from RefSeq and is a predicted model, not a curated record. Gene Ontology annotation, cellular component: mitochondrial outer membrane. NCBI's taxonomy places the organism in Eukaryota, Metazoa, Chordata, Amphibia, Anura, Bombinatoridae. Gene Ontology annotation, biological process: small GTPase-mediated signal transduction; regulation of mitochondrion organization; mitochondrion organization. Gene Ontology annotation, molecular function: GTP binding; GTPase activity; calcium ion binding.